Molecule: messenger RNA, 1563 nt
Organism: Aspergillus pseudotamarii
Lineage: Eukaryota; Fungi; Ascomycota; Eurotiomycetes; Eurotiales; Aspergillaceae
Product: pepsin-like aspartic protease
Exons: 4
Coding region: 1-1563 (520 amino acids)
Biological process (GO): proteolysis
Molecular function (GO): aspartic-type endopeptidase activity
Source: RefSeq, a predicted model, not a curated record
AUGACGACACGCUUGGAUAUAACAGAGUUAAGCCUUCGACGGCUCUGGAUACUCGCCCUUGGCUUGUUCAGCCUUGUAGCGGCCGAACCAAAAGUUAUCACCCUUCCGUUCUCACGAAGCGAACGCCACAUACUGGAAAAGAGAAAGUACGCAGGUGCAUUGCUGGGAAAUGACAUAUUGGAUGGAAAAGGGCUAUACUGGGUGAAUGCAAGCGUCGGAACACCGCUGCAACCAGUCCAACUGCAAGUGGACACGGGUAGCAGUGAUGUCUGGAUGUUUGGGCCCCAGUCCUGUGACUUAAACACGUCCCCUUGUCUUGGUAACGCUUAUGAUCCUACGCUGUCAUCCACAUCCAAAAUACUCGGCAAAGGCGGGUUUAGCAUUCAGUAUGUCACGCCGGGCUCGGGUGUCAACGGCGAUUAUGUCGGUGACAACUUUGGCUUUGGGUCAAUUACUGUCCAGGGUCUUACUAUGGGUGUCGCCCGGCAAGCACAAAAUAUUUUUACGGGUAUUAUGGGGAUCGGGUUCGCUGCGGGCGAGUCGAUUGUCAGCCAGGGCCAAAAGCCUUACAAGAACAUUAUCGAUAUGCUGGUUGAACAAGAAUUAAUUCACACCCGGGCGUACAGUCUCUGGCUAAACGAUUUGAAGGCCAAUUUUGGCGGUAUCAUGUUCGGUGGUUACGAUACGGGCAAAUUCAUCGGCGAUUUGAUCGCGCUGCCUAUCCAGCCAGACGCUCAGACCGGCGGCAUUACUUCCAUGACGGUUGCCUGGACCUCACUCUCACUCACCGACCCCAAGCAGGGCACACAGUCCCUUACGGCAGAGAAUUUUAUCGCACCAGCCAUUCUGGAUUCCGGCACGGCGCUCACCUAUAUCCCCCCAGAAUUAUAUCAACAGCUCGCCGCAUUUGCGCAAGUGGUUGAGGUUCCAGGUUCUAACCUUGGCGCUGUUGACUGUGAACAAAUGCGGUCUUAUAAAAGAACUUUAGACUACGGUUUUGGUGGCCCCGGUGGUCCUGUGAUCCGUGUGCCAUUUUUCGAGCUCGCUGUCCCAUGGUUGGAUGAUAAUGACGCAUGCGUCUUCGGCGUCGUGCCAAUCACGGACGGUUCCCCGAUCUUGUUCGGCGACACCUUCCUGCGCUCAGCAUAUGUCGUAUAUGACUUGGAUAAGCAACAGAUCGCUAUUGCCCCUACGCGGUACAAUAGUGAGGAUACCAACAUUGUUGAGAUCGGCGGCAAGACCGGCUCCUCGUCACCCAACUGGAAGACGGCCGGCAGUAAUGCCGCAAAGGUCACCCAGACAGCGACUGGCUUGCAGGCGCCCGGCGGCGGACUAUCCCCAGCGACGAUGACAGCACCAACCGGAUGGGUUUUUUCUCAGACAGCCACCCCGUUCCACCUUCCUGGGAAAGGUGGCUCGUCAUCUGGUGCUCAAGGUUCGCCUUCUCCAUCUAAUGGAACUGCGUCGUCUUCUGUCAGGGGUGUUGUGCCUGGGGCCUUGGCGAGUAUUGCAGUGGCCUCAUUGUGCAUGGCUAUGGGGACAAUGCUUAUAGUACUGCAAUGA